This is a messenger RNA of Ceratotherium simum simum (southern white rhinoceros), 770 nucleotides long. It is a transcript of the gene GKN1, whose product is annotated as gastrokine 1. The record is from RefSeq and is a predicted model, not a curated record. Lineage: Eukaryota; Metazoa; Chordata; Mammalia; Perissodactyla; Rhinocerotidae.
AUAUGAGAAGGUUUCUCAUCUGAGUCCAUACCUGCCUUCUCCUCUGCUCCAUCGCUUUGGUGAAGCCAAGAUGAAGUUCACAAUUGUCUUUGCUGGACUUCUUGGCGUCUUCCUGACUCCUGCCCUUACCUAUAAUAUCAACGUCAAUGAUGACGGCAACAGUAAUGGAAGUGGGCAGCAGUCAGUGAGUAUCAACAAUGAACAUAACGUGGCCAAUGUUGACAACAACAAUGGAUGGAACUCCUGGAAUUCUGUCUGGGAUUACCAAAAUAGCUUUGCUGCAACCAGGCUGUUUGACAAGCAGGCAUGCUUUGUGCACAAAAUGAACAACGAUGUCAUGCCUUCUCUUCAAGACCUCGAUGCGCUGAUCAAGGAAAAGAAGCUUCAGGGCAAAGGACCAGGGGGACCUGCUCCCAGGGGCCUGAUAUACUCAAUCAACCCUGACAAAGUCAGUGACCUGAGCCAGUUUGGAGACUCCAUCUCUAACAUGUGCAGUGGGGUUCCAACAUACGUGGCUGAAGAGGUUCAAGGGGCAAGCCUGUUUUCUUACUCACAAAAGUGCUUCAUUGCUAAUAUACUCUGGAUUCUGAACAUUUCCUUCUGUGGAGAAGCACUGGAGAACUGAAAAAAAAAGUCACUGUGGGUUUAGUCAGCAGAAUAUUCUAUGCAGAAAAAUAUGGGUUCUCAUGGUUUUUAUCAUGUCAUUCUGAAAUGUUUUAUGCUAGUUAUCUCUGACUUCUUUAACUUUCAAUAAACCACUUAGCAUUGAA